CAGGUGAUAUGGGAGUAGGGAAGUCGUGUCUUCUCCACCAGUUCACAGAGAAAAAAUUCAUGGCAGACUGUCCUCACACCAUCGGGGUGGAGUUCGGGACAAGGAUCAUGGAGGUCAAUAGUCAGAAAGUAAAACUGCAGAUCUGGGACACGGCCGGUCAGGAGCGCUUCAGGGCCGUCACCAGGUCCUACUACAGGGGGGCCGCAGGGGCCCUCAUGGUGUACGACAUCACCAGGAGAAGUACUUAUAAUCACUUGAGCAGCUGGUUAACAGAUGCCAGGAACCUGACCAACCCCAACACAGUCAUCAUUCUGAUUGGUAACAAGGCUGAUCUGGAGGCUCAGAGGGAUGUGACGUACGAGGAGGCCAAACAGUUUGCUGAAGAGAAUGGUUUGCUGUUUCUUGAGGCCAGCGCAAAAACGUAAGUUCAUGCACACACUAUU
Molecule: messenger RNA, 443 nt
Organism: Notothenia coriiceps (black rockcod)
Lineage: Eukaryota; Metazoa; Chordata; Actinopteri; Perciformes; Nototheniidae
Product: ras-related protein Rab-14-like
Exons: 5
Coding region: 9-425 (138 amino acids)
Molecular function (GO): GTPase activity; GTP binding
Source: RefSeq, a predicted model, not a curated record